AAAUCCAACUCGGCGACUCAAAGAUGAUCCUAAUAAUUGAGGAUGGUGGAUGAUCCCAAAACUGCCCCAUCUUUGUCCCACGCUCACCGACUCCCACACGCACAGACACCCUGAUCAGGAGUGAGAAAGAAAGACUCUGAGGAGUGAGAGAGAGCUUAAUUGAGUUUGCUAGGGUUUUAAUGGCGGCGAUUGGGAAGACGAAGCUGGACUCCGGGUGGCUCGCGGCGAGGUCAACGGAGGUCAGUCUCAGUGGGAUUCAGCUCACCACCACCCACCCACCCUCAAUUGGCACAUCCCCUUGGAUGGAGGCCGUUGUUCCCGGAACUGUUUUGGCAACCCUGGUGAAGAACAAAGUUGUGCCAGACCCGUUCUACGGGUUAGAGAACGAGUCAAUCAUAGACAUUGCUGAUUCCGGGAGGGAGUACUACACGUUCUGGUUCUUUACAACUUUUCGUUGUAAACUGUCAGGUACUCAGCACCUUGAUCUGAAUUUCCGUGCAAUCAACUAUUCUGCGGAUGUAUAUUUAAAUGGGCACAAAACAGUCCUGCCAAAAGGGAUGUUCCGAAGGCAUUCUCUUGAUGUCACUGAUGUAGUGCAUCCUGAUGGUGAAAACUUGCUUGCCGUUCUUGUUUACCCUCCGGAUAAUCCGGGGAGUAUUCCUCCUGAGGGUGGGCAAGGCGGUGAUCAUGAGAUCGGGAAAGAUGUAGCAACGCAGUAUGUGGAGGGUUGGGAUUGGAUAUGUCCUAUAAGGGAUAGAAACACCGGCAUAUGGGAUGAGGUGUCGAUUUCCAUAACAGGGCCAGUAAAAAUAAUUGACCCUCACUUGGUUUCAACGUUCUUCGACAAUUACAAGAGGGUAUAUUUGCAUACUACUACUGAGUUGGAAAAUAAGAGCACCCAGUCUGCGGAGUGUUCACUGAAUAUCCAAGUAACAACAGAACUUGAAGGAAAUUUUUGUUUACUAGAGCACGUUCAGACCCAACAUUUGUCAAUCCCUGCUGGAUCCCGAGUGCACUAUACUUUUCCCGAGCUCUUUUUCUAUAAACCUAAUCUAUGGUGGCCAAAUGGAAUGGGAAGGCAAUCCUUGUACAAAGUAUCUAUUACUGUUGAUGUAAAGGGAUAUGGAGAGUCUGAUUUGUGGGGCCAAUUAUUUGGUUUUCGUAAAAUUCAGAGCCACAUCGAUACUGUCACAGGAGGAAGGUUGUUUAAGGUCAAUGGUCAGCCUAUUUUUAUUCGUGGCGGUAAUUGGAUAUUGUCAGAUGGCCUCCUCCGGCUUUCAAAGAAGCGUUACAAGACUGACAUCAAGUUCCAUGCAGAUAUGAAUUUUAACAUGAUCCGUUGUUGGGGUGGUGGGCUGGCUGAGAGGCCGGACUUUUAUCAUUACUGUGACAUUUAUGGCUUGUUGGUCUGGCAAGAAUUUUGGAUUACAGGAGAUGUCGAUGGACGAGGUAUCCCUGUAUCGAAUCCAGAUGGUCCGCUGGACCAUGAUCUUUUCUUGCUAUGUGCAAGAGAUACUGUCAAGCUUCUCAGGAACCAUCCUAGUCUUGCCCUUUGGGUGGGCGGAAAUGAGCAAGUUCCACCAGAUGACAUCAACACGGCUUUGAAAAAUGACCUCAGGCUCCAUCCGCAUUUUGAGAAAUCGGUAAAUGAAAGUGGCAAGUCCACUGAAGAUUUGUCCCCAGUGUUGAGGGAUCCAAGCCAAUAUCUUGAUGGUACGCGUGUUUACAUCCAAGGAUCCAUGUGGGAUGGGUUUGCAAAUGGAAAGGGGGACUUCACCGAUGGUCCUUACGAAAUUCAAAAUCCCGAAGACUUCUUUAAAGAUGACUAUUACAAAUACGGGUUCAAUCCUGAAGUUGGUUCUGUAGGCAUGCCGGUUUCAGCUACCAUCAGAGCCACAAUGCCUCCUGAAGGAUGGCAGAUUCCUUUGUUUAAGAAGGUUUCUGAAUAUUACGAAGAAGUUCCAAACCCCAUAUGGGAAUACCAUAAGUAUAUCCCUUACUCAAAACCAGGCAAGGUUCAUGAUCAGAUUUUACUUUACGGGUCGCAACCAAAGGAUCUUGAUGAUUUUUGCUUGAAGGCUCAACUUGUGAACUACAUUCAGUAUAGAGCUCUACUGGAGGGUUGGACUUCCCGAAUGUGGACUAAAUACACCGGUGUUUUGAUUUGGAAAACACAGAAUCCAUGGACAGGUCUUAGAGGUCAAUUUUACGAUCAUCUUCUAGACCAAACAGCAGGUUUCUAUGGCUGUCGCUGUGCUGCGGAGCCAAUCCACGUCCAACUUAACUUAGAUACAUAUCUUAUAGAGGUUGUCAACACUACAUUAGAGGAACUAUCUGACGUCGCUGUAGAAGCCUCAGUGUGGGAUCUAGAAGGAACAUGCCCAUACUACAAAGUUCACGAAAAGGUGUCAGUGCCCCCAAAAAGAACAGUGCCAAUUGCUGAGAUGAAAUAUCCAAAAUCUAAAAACCCGAAGCCAGUUUACUUUCUUCUUCUCAAACUGUAUCACAAGUCAGACUACAGGAUUAUUUCCAGGAACUUUUACUGGUUGCAUCUGUCGGGUGGGGAUUACAAGCUGUUAGAACCCUACAGGAAGAAAACAGUGCCACUCAAGUUUACGUCCACAGUUUUCAUCAAAGGAACCACCUACGAAAUGCAUAUGCGUGUCCAGAACACAUCGAAGAAACCAGAUGCCAAGACUUUAACCUAUCAAAACAAUUUCACUACUAAACAAGGUGACGGCGAUUUUGAUACAGCCUCGGUGGAUUGUGUACAGGAUGGAGUAGGUACAAAGAACGAAGUUAGUUGGCUUCAGAAAAUAUCCAGACGUUUCACAAAGGAGACUGAUGAUUUGAAAGUUGCUGAAAUCAAUGGCCCCAACAUUGGCGUUGCUUUCUUCCUUCAUUUUUCUGUUCAUGGAGUGAAGAAGAACCAUAAGGAAGGAGAGGACACAAGAAUUCUUCCCGUUCAUUACUCGGACAAUUAUUUUUCACUGGUGCCAGGUGAGGCUAUGCCCAUCAAGAUCUCUUUUGAGGUCCCUCCCGGUGUCACGCCCCGAGUUACUCUCGCCGGAUGGAAUUACCAUGGUGUCCAUACAGUUCAUUGAGUUGUUCUGUUUUGUCUAUGCCCCUUGUAAUAUCUGAGUUAUACACGGUGAAGAACAAGUAUUGCUUGAAAUAAUUUCAAAUUUGAGGGAAAUUUUUUACUUUUUA
This is a messenger RNA of Pyrus x bretschneideri (Chinese white pear), 3210 nucleotides long. Its product is annotated as mannosylglycoprotein endo-beta-mannosidase. Gene Ontology annotation, biological process: carbohydrate metabolic process. Bases 180 to 3104 code for a protein of 974 amino acids. The transcript has 11 exons. NCBI's taxonomy places the organism in Eukaryota, Viridiplantae, Streptophyta, Magnoliopsida, Rosales, Rosaceae. Gene Ontology annotation, molecular function: hydrolase activity, hydrolyzing O-glycosyl compounds. The record is from RefSeq and is a predicted model, not a curated record.